ACACUGAAAAAAUUGUCUCUUAGUUGAAAGAUUGUAUAAUUUUAGCGAUUGAUAAUUUUUAAAUUAUGAGCAAAGCACCAUUCUUCCUUACGUUUCGGUCCAUACAGUGACGUGAGAUGUGAGAGUCAUAGAUUUGCCAGUUGAUGCAUGCCGUGUCGAUGCAUGCGCAUGCUGCAUCUGCACCUGCCCAACACGUGUUAUAUACACACAGCGCCACCCAUUAGCGAUCGGCGUAGAUGCAUUUGCAGUAAAGCGCGGCAGAAUUACAGGCGGAGCCGGAGCGUCGAGCUGGAGCUUUUUUUGUGAGGUAUGGGGGGGAUAAUGCUUCCUUUUUGUGCUAUUGUGUCCGCUUUUCGUUUCCCCUCGUUACAGACAUUCCUUUAACAAAAAACAGCGCGAAGCACAUUAUUGACUCCCCCACCGAAUAUCCCCUCCUUUUUCCUCCCCCCUAUCACGAAAAGUUGAUUGACCGUGUGCUCCCUCUCGCAUGCCGCAGGUCAUGCACAGUAGAGGGGAAACUAACAGUUCGGGUUGGAUUCGGCCGCGAUCGUGAGUCUCCGGCAGCGUCCUGGUUUAAAAAACACGCAAUACACGCUGACGUAGCAUAAUAUCUCUUUCCAACUGUCCGACUUUUACUUGAACCUGAAUCGAACUAAAAACAUUUCUUACGCCUCCCAUUAAAAAUGUUCUGUUACUUGACUGGAAAAUUGAAACUAUCGAAAUAUAAAAUUAUUGCAAUAUCCAAACAGAAAAGCAGACUUGAGGGUAGAACACUUUAAUCGACCAAUUUUAAUGCUCAGGGUAAUUUUGUUUGAUUUAAUUGAAAGAGUUAAGGUUUAGGCAUGUUUGAAUACUACUAUAUUCAAAACUAAUUUUAAAAACAAAUUUUAAAUGUUUUAAAAGUGAUUUUUACAUUUUGUGUUUAAAAUUAAGACAAAUUACGCGUCCUAAGACAGUGUUAACGCAACGUCUAUCCGAAAAAUUUUGUCUCGUAUUGUUAGAGUAUUUAAGUCAUUUCGGAAAAUGCCCCAGUAUGCACUCCCAAAAUGUUCAAAAACGAUAUCAUUGACCGGAAACUGUGGAUUUGAUACGUUUGACUUCCCCUACAUAGUCAUUCUUCAAGAAAUAAGAUUGGAUUAAUUUAGGUGACCCUAACCCCUACACAGAACCCCCCUCCAAAAUGACCUAUUUUUGACUAUCCCCUCUCCAAAACAAAUGAUCUGAGUCAUGCGCUGUACUGUCCAGUUUCUAGCCUCUCUAGAACGCAAGGCGCAAUGGUGGUAGCAACUAAUAAUCAGCGAACGAAUGUCACUUUUCGAUUGGUGGGGAGAAUGUUCACGUUCCCUCAUUGGUGGGUAUUUUGAGAACGUUAACCUUGAAAUGCGUGAUGCGAGGCUAGUUUAGGGUGGGGAGCGUAUUUCCCCAUCGACAGAAACUGCAGCGCCACCAACCGGAAGCUCACUGUUAUACUGAGCAUGCAGACGAUAGGUCGAAGCUACGUGCGAUCAUCAACGGGAUUGAUCCAACGCGCAUGCGUUAGAAAUUUCUUUUGGUGAUGUGUUGUUGUUCAAUCUCACGCCGGUAGAGGGCUGUCUUAACCUAAACAUUCUAGGUAGCCGUGCAAGCUUCUUUCUUCUCAAUUCUCACUCAUUGCUACUCAUACCGCGCAACGAAGCGGUGCAGUUCUUCUCGCAUUGUGUGCUCGUUAUAUUUGUCUGCCGUAACCAUUUUGGUGGCUUCCGAUUCCUGGAGCGACGCUUUAAGAGACGGUCUCAGAAUUUGAGAAGACGUUUUCCUCCUAUUACAUAGUCGACGUAGGCAUCAGCGAUCGGUGCGCUUCACCCGACGUUAAAAGAGAGCAGUUUGUCUAGCAGAAGGCAGCGGCGACAGCUCUAAAACAUGGCGAACAAACAAAUGCAAGCUGCAGGCUCUGUAAAGAAUGAACCUCUCGAUCCAUCAGAAGCAGCAAUGGUCGAGAAAUUCAAAGAAAAUAUGGCGAAGAGCAACGCCCAAACGGCAAAUGCAGCAAACUUAAUGAGAAUAAACAACGGACCAGCCAACACCAUACAACAUUACUUUUCUUCAUCGGCACCGGUUGCAGCAAAACAAGCUCAAGAUGCCAUCGAUGACUCGUCCGGAAGAAAGCAACCUGCGAUUGAUGAAGAUUCUAGACAAGGCCGGUUCGGCUGGGACGUUGUUAAAAAGACUAAUGUCCCUUACAUCGUAAGAACUGGACAAGAAAAGUUUUGUGCUGUGAGGAUUAUAGAAUCUAAAGUGCUAGUCCAUUAUUUGGCUGUGCUUCGGCCUGAGGUUUAUUCUUGUACAUCUAUCCAAAGCUACUACAUGACUGAAGCAGAGGCAAGAGUUUUCAAUGAUAUCAACAUUAAGCAUUGUGACAGUGCCUAUGGGACUACACUUUUUACCAAUCAAGAUCUAAUUGUGACAUUUUCUGACUUAAAAGAGUUUUAUAAUUUCCUGGACAUGUGUGUGAACAAAUUGUGCAACGACCGUAGCCAGGCGGGGGACAGAUGCGGGUUUGUGCGUAUCAAUGGUGAAUCGGUGGUGCCGUACACAUUGAGUGACCAGAAUCAGUUCGUGCCUCUUUUCUACUUUGAAGGUGAAACAGAAUCUCUGAAGCAGAAGGCUGAGAUGCUCGGCGGCUGGGACCUAUCCUACCUCAAGUUCUGUUGCAAAGUGCAAGGGAUUCGGAACGAGUUGUUCUCGUCAGAUUUCUGUAAAGUGAUUAGUCUGGACGACAUCAAGUCGUACUUCCCUCCGGGAACAGUUUUCGAGGACUAUUGGCCCAAAAAGGGCGUGGACAAGGCUUCCCUCAUCGACACUACCAAGAACCAACUCAAGAUGGCCACCCGAGUCGGCGCCUGGGCCAAGCCGCCGAACGAGCCGCCACCGCCGCAGAUCGUUCCCACAGCCACUGCCUCCGUCGCCGCCGCGCCCAGAGUCGUGGCCAACGGCUGGAACAUCCGCGCCGGCACACAGCAGCAGCUGCAUCAGUUCCAAACGCCAGCCGUCAUUCAACAACCGCAGGUUGCUAGAGCUAAUAUGUUCCCAAUUGGUAACUUGGUCUACAGCAACGCGCAAAGCGUUCAAAACGGACAGCAAACCACCUUCUACAGUCAGGCACAACAUUCCUUACAGACAGGGGCAGCACCACAGCCUCCGCCUUUAGUGCGAACUGCCAGCACUUCAUCAAUGACAUUGACAGCCAAUCUCAGGCCUUCACCUUCCUAUCCAGGUAACGGAACAAGGCAAACGGUCACAAACGUGAUCACCUCGUCCAACAGGAGCACCGCCGGCGGCUCGCUCUUGCUCAACCAGGUAGGAAACAGCACGACAGCCACGUUAUUCAACCAACUCCUCAGGCAACAGCAUCAGACUCAAAAUAUGCUUCAGCAGCAGCAGCCUCAAAAUUUGCUUCAGCAACAGCCUCAAAAUUUGCUUCAGCAGCAGCAGAACCCACAAACGCAGAGUCGCUACAGGGUGACGCCACAUGCAAGCUACCAGCUCCAACAAGUGCAGCUGCAGCGGUCUCAGGUGCCAGCACCGACCGUUCAGCGCUCCACUAACAUGGCUCCGGUUGCACACCGUCCUCUGCAGCAGCAGCUGAGUAACAGCAGCCAGCUCCAGAUCAGCUUGCGGAAUCAGCAGCAAAACGCCGCGUUGCAGCAGCAGGCGGCAAGCAAGCAGGCCUCCAGUCCUCCUCCCCUCGUUCCAACCAAUGGAAUAAGGGCAAGCGCUGACGCAGGAUCGGUGCAGAAGUUGACUCAAAUCGAGGAGGUUUCCAUCGCUCCUUCAACUAACCAUGCACCUUACAAGGUUCAGAAGGCUCUCAUCGAUAAGACACUGACUCCGUGCAUCAAUGCGAAACCAUUCAACAAUUCUGAGCUGAUGAUGACAAUGUCUGACCUGGUCGCCAUCUUCUUUCCAAAUACUCAACUGCACAACUGCAGAAAAUUGCUUCAAGAAGUCCUACGCAUUGAACUAUUCAAAGGGAACUCGUUGCAGAUGCGAGCGCUUGUGGAAGCGGGCAAAGCCAGCUCGAUCAACGACGUCAUUCCUUUGGUGCAAGUGCAGGACGUGAUCAAGUUCCACAAACAGAUCUCAUACGUUCUUGGACACAAGCGGCCGAGGUGACAAGAGGAACCGCCUCAGAAGCAUCCGAAUGACUGGUGGUAAAACGAAAACCCUUCCAGAACUUAAAACCCGCUUGCAGCACUACACAAUAUUAAUUUGAAGAAAUCAAGAGACUUUUAAUUUCAAUGGAUCAUGGCGGAACAAUCAAGUCUGAAACACUUGAAUGUGGAAAGAAAAUCUGCUUGCCUUUGGCUUCAGUGGUUGUUACGAAAGACUGCAGGUCUGCCAUUUCACUAGGCGGAUUACACCCAUCGACAAACCUUUGUGCUCAGAUGUAAUGCGUGAGUGGCGUGGAAACAUAAAUUUCCACACCCUCGGCGAGACAGGAAUGAACAAACCUGUGACGGCUGUGAAUUUGUGAAACUGCAACUGGUGAUAGCCAGUUGCUAGACUUCGGAUUUUCUUGUCAACAGAGUCAGUGUCAAAAUCCAGCUGUGAAAAUAAGAUUAAUUGAAUUAAAUGGGACUAUCUUAGCAUGCAGGAUCAUGA
Molecule: messenger RNA, 4641 nt
Organism: Cloeon dipterum
Lineage: Eukaryota; Metazoa; Arthropoda; Insecta; Ephemeroptera; Baetidae
Exons: 11
Coding region: 1900-4152 (750 amino acids)
Cellular component (GO): RNA N6-methyladenosine methyltransferase complex
Molecular function (GO): RNA binding
Source: RefSeq, a predicted model, not a curated record